This is a messenger RNA of Elgaria multicarinata webbii, 3495 nucleotides long. RefSeq names its product cathepsin O (gene CTSO). The record is from RefSeq and is a predicted model, not a curated record. Gene Ontology annotation, molecular function: cysteine-type endopeptidase activity. The transcript has 8 exons. NCBI's taxonomy places the organism in Eukaryota, Metazoa, Chordata, Lepidosauria, Squamata, Anguidae. The coding region runs from base 175 to 1170 and encodes 331 amino acids. Gene Ontology annotation, cellular component: lysosome.
GAGGCGCUGCAAUUGCGGCUGACAAAGCAGGUUGCUCUCUGGCCUUCGCCGCCAGUCGCGCAGGCCGGGACGCAGAGGAGGGGCCAGCAAAGUGAAAGGGAAAUCCGACGCCGAGCGCGUCCCCAAGACACAGGAGGCGGCGGCGGCGGCGAGAGGGUCUCCAGCCGGCUCUCCAUGAAGCUGUGGCCGUGGCUCUUCUCGUGCUUGCUUCCGUCCCUCGCGGAUGGCGCCUGCCCCGAGCCCGCCGAGGCAGGAGAAGGCGGCAGCGACAACCCAAAGCUCCCUUUUCCCCGCCCCAGUCCCGGAGGCAGCGCGGGGAAGAAGGAAGCUGCCCUGCGGGAAACUGUUAAGAGAAUUAAGCAUUUGAAUUCAUUAUCCUCCAGUGACAACAUUACUGCUUUUUAUGGAAUAAAUCAGUUUUCCCACUUGUAUCCUGAAGAAUUUAAAGCCACUUAUUUGCAAUGUAGACCUUUUAAAGUUCCCAAAUAUACUCCAGGAGUUAGACUACAGGGAACAGAAACACCCUUACCAGCAAAGUUUGAUUGGAGGGACCAGAAUGUUGUUACACAAGUGAGAAAUCAAGGAACAUGUGGUGCCUGUUGGGCUUUCAGUGUUGUCAGUGGAAUAGAGUCUGUCUAUGCAAUUAAAGGGAAAGUUUUGGAAGAACUCAGUGUACAACAGGUCAUUGACUGUUCUGAGCACAAUUAUGGUUGCCAGGGUGGCUCGACUGUUGGUGCUCUGAAUUGGCUGAAUCAGACACGUUUGAAACUGGUGAGAGAUUCAGAGUAUCCUUUUAAAGCUCAAGCAGGAUGGUGCCAUUACUUCAGUCCCUCAGUUUUCGGAGUCUCGAUCAAAGAUUAUGUUGCACAUGAUUUCAGUGGCCGGGAAGAUGAAAUGAUGAAGAUGCUGGUUGAACAGGGUCCUUUAGUAGUGAUUGUCGAUGCGAUUAGCUGGCAAGAUUACCUCGGUGGUAUCAUACAGUAUCAUUGUUCCAGUGGAGAAGCAAAUCAUGCUGUUGUCAUUACUGGUUUUGAUAGGACAGGUAUCAUUCCCUAUUGGAUUGUACGGAACUCCUGGGGAUGUUCAUGGGGAAUAGACGGCUAUGCUCAUGUUAAAAUAGGUUCCAAUAUAUGUGGGAUUGCUGAUGAAGUUUCUGCUGUGUCUGUGUGAAAUGGCUGCUCUAGAUAAAAGACCUGUGGAUAUUUCAAUUGCUACUGUAUACAAUAUAAGAGCAUUUUAUUUUUAAGAAGGGACUUUAUUUGUGGACACUGAGACCAUAAGAAAUUUUAGAUUCUGGAAGUAGUAUUCUCUUCCAACCAGUGACAUAGACAUUUGCAUUUAGGAACUAAAAGCAGCCCUUAAGUGGACAGACAAUAUGCACUAGGCCCAUAAAUUAUGCAGAAGAAGGGUAUUUUAUAUUACCAGUUCUAGUAUUACGUUUUAAAAUCUUGAUCAUUCUCAGGCAUAUCAGAAUACGUUUUAGAGUUUCAAGCUGCUAUGCCACAAUAAUACCGUAUUUCUUCGAUUGUAAGACGCCAUCGAUUGUAAGACGCACACUAAUUUCAAUGUGUACACCAACAGAAAAAAGCUUUGAUUCUAAGAAUAAUAAUCACACCUGCGAUUCUAAGACACACCCCAUUUUAGAGAUGUUUAUAUGGGGGGAAAAGUGUGUCUUAGAAUCGAAGAAAUACGGUAGAUAGCUGUCUUUGUAUCUGGGAAAACUGCGUUCAUCUGUUACCAUGUAGUUGUCAUGUAGCCUGAGACAAAUCACGCUCUGUGGGCUCAUCUACACCUGCAGACCUUUGGGGAGUGGGGAGGGACAAUCAUGGAGUUUUCCACUUCUGGGAUCAUCCCUCAGGAGCCACAUGUCAGCGAGUUGUCCCGGAAGUAAAGAGUGGUGUUUCGGGGCGCCAUUUUUUAAAAAAAGAGGAGUCAUUUGCACAAUUACAUGGGUGUGAUCCUGCAGGAAGGUAAGGUGUGUUUUUUUAAAAAAACACACACAAACCCAACAACAGCACACUCAGCACUGGAAGAUGCCGAGGGCCAUCCCAAAGAUGCUGAAAAUGCUCUCCCCUGAUGCCCACAGACUCCCUCUCUGCCCCCUGCACAACUCUGUGCCCAUUUCCUGAGCCAUGCUACUUGUGUAGAAGAGCGAGAAUCCCAGGAGGGAGAGCCACACCACCUGCAGAGCUCAGGAUGGUCCCAAGAUGGUGGAAAAAACCAGUCCCAGCUAUCAUGGGAGAACUGAGUGCUCAUCCGCGGUUCACCCCGGGAUCAGCUGUGCGUCAUUUGGACAUGCAGGGACGACCUCGUUACCAUCCCGGGAUAAAUGGCAAGUGUAGAAUAGGCCUGUGUUUCAGUUCCUUAUCUGUAAAAUGGUAAUAACAAUCACCCAUUUCCUAAGGUGGCUGUAGAGGUGAAGCACAAUUAAGUUUGCAAUCCAGUGCCUACUUAACAGGGAAUAAGUCCCAUUGAACUCAAUGGUACUUUCAAGUCAACAUGUUCAGGUUUGUGCUGUUAUGUUUGCAAGCCACUUUCCAAAUUAAACUUACAAUUACGAACAGUUUGAAUGUUUAGGGUUCAUCUCUCUCCAUCCCUUGUUUUGUGUAAUUAUAUUGGUGUAUUAGCAACAACAACAAAAAGUGGUCUUUAAAACAAUGUUUAAUUCCUUUGACUGAUUUGGUCUAGAUAUACUGUUAUGUAUGUGAAUUAUUUUUGAUUGUAUAUUACUCUCAUUACUAAUGGGGUCCUAAUUCAAUGUAUUGACUGGUUUAAUAUGUACAAAUUUGAAUAACAGUUACGUUACUGGUUUUUUAUUCCUUUGAUGGUCGCCUGUUGUGGUUCUUUUGGUUCAUAUUAACUCCACCAUUGCCUUGCAUUUAUUUGUUAGCAGUGGUUUGGACAGUGUAAACCAACCUUUUGAGAACCCUCUCCAACUUGGUGGACUCCAGCUAUGUUGGACUACAACUUCUAGCCAGCAGGGCCUUGGCCAGACGCAUGAGGAAUGAUAGAAGUUGUAGUCCAACACAUCUGGAGGUCACCAAGAUGGGGAAGUCUGCUCUAGAGGCAUCCCUCAGUAGCUGUGUUCUCUCUUCCAUUUCUGUUCUAGUCCUUCUGUGCUCUCUUGGAACAUGACAUCACUUUUUCUGUUCAGUAUAUGUUGCUACAGGGCUGCUCUAAUCUUCUGUUUUUCUCCACAUUGUGAGCUUGGACCAAACAGGCGGAAUUUCUACUUAUAAUUGGCAUUAUCAGGAAUGUUGUUCCCUCUCUUUGGCUGCUCCUUUGAAAUGUUUACAAUUAACCCUUGAUAACAGAAAGUCAAUCUAUCUAAUAGUGGAAACGGUGAUAUUUUAAAUAACAGUUUUGAUUAAACCAUGUCUAAUUAUAAGAAUGUUUUAUAUACUCAAAUUGGUAUCUCAAUUUUUAUAAUAAAGAUGAGUGGGAAAACAUCUAUUAGCAUCUACAAUAAAAAGUCUGUCAUCUCUUUUUAUACCA